This is a messenger RNA of Protomyces lactucae-debilis, 4341 nucleotides long. RefSeq lists its product as uncharacterized. Gene Ontology annotation, biological process: regulation of ARF protein signal transduction. The record is from RefSeq and is a predicted model, not a curated record. Gene Ontology annotation, molecular function: guanyl-nucleotide exchange factor activity. NCBI's taxonomy places the organism in Eukaryota, Fungi, Ascomycota, Taphrinomycetes, Taphrinales, Protomycetaceae. Bases 138 to 4214 code for a protein of 1358 amino acids. The transcript has 3 exons.
CAAAACAGUAUCUCUGCCACGCCCUAUCUCGAAAUGCCGUUUCGCACAUCGCUCAGGUAUUCGAUGUUUCGUGCGAAAUUUUCUGGACCAUUUUGAGCUCUCUCAGAGGUCAAUUGAAGAAGGAGAUUGAGGUCUUCAUGUCUGAGAUCUACUUCCCAAUCCUGGAGAUGAAGACCAGCUCUUUUCAGCAAAAGUUCACUUUCUUGGAAAUUCUUGGCAGAUUGUGCGUCGAUCCCCGAGCCCUGGUAGAGCUGUAUCUCAAUUAUGACUGUGACAGCGGUGCGGCGGAGAACAUCUACGAAAGAAUCUUAAAUAACUUGACGAAACUUGCAUCACUAUCGUCGCAACUGACGGCAGCACAACAAUGGCAACAAGAUCGGUUGCCGAUAGAGCACAUGAGUCCUGCGACAGAGCUGGACCAUCGCCGUACACCAUCUUUGUCAAUAAAAUCAAAAUCAAUCAGUCAAUCGACCACAGCAGAAGGCAUUGCAAUGCCACAAGAGUACCGUCUCGCUCAACUUUCACUGCGCUGUAUACUCGAUCUCCUCAAGUCACUUGUCAGUUGGUGCGAGCAAGGGGUAGCAUUGGCUAAGGAACAGCCCCUAUCACGUUCGGAUACGCCAGAUCGGCAUUCAGAGGAGGGACUCUCGCGACGGAACACGUCAGUGCGAUCGACCUUCCCUAAUGAAGGCGAUGCAGUCUCUCGCAUCGGCCAGCCUGUAGCAGGUGCUCUCUCAAUUGAAGAUGACCCAACUCAAUUUGAGACACUGAAGCACCGCAAAACUGCUAUCACAGAUGCUAUCAAGCUGUUUAAUGCUAAGCCCAAAAAGGGCAUUGCCGCGCUUCUCCGUCAGGGAUUGCUCAAGUCGAUGGAUUCUCGGGAUGUCGCCCAGUUUUUGCUCGAGACCGAAGGUCUCAAUAAGGCCACUAUCGGUGAGUUCCUCGGGGAAGGUGACCCGGAAAAUGUGAGCAUAAUGCAUGAUUUUGUGGAUCAAUUGGAAUUUACGGGCAAAGAUUUUGUCGAAGCGCUCAGACGCUUCCUUCAGACGUUUCGACUUCCGGGCGAGUCGCAAAAGAUCGACCGCUUCAUGCUCAAAUUUGCGGAUCGUUACUGCCAAGGUAAUCCGGAGGCAUUUGCGAAUGCUGAUACGGCCUACGUUCUUGCUUACUCGGUUAUUAUGUUGAAUACGGAUGCACACAAUUCAAAUGUUGCCAAGAACAGGAGGAUGACCAAAGCAGAAUUCCUCCGCAACAACUCGGGUAUCGAUGAUGGCAAGGACCUAGAUGCUACCAUGUUGGAAAAGAUAUUCGAUGAGAUUCAAAACCAUGAGAUCGUUCUAAAGGAAGAACAAGACGCAGCCCUGUUGCAGACCACUGCAAACGGCAAUGCCCAGGGCUUCAAUCUCUCUACCGCACUUGCGACUGUCGGUAGAGAUUUGCAGCGAGAAGCCUAUGUUGCGGCCUCUCAAGAGAUGGCAAGCAAAUCCGAGGCGCGCUUUCGCAAUUUGCUCAAAUCACAGAAGAAAUCGACGGUCAGCACUGCCAGCGCAAAGUAUUACAGUGCAUCUCAUUUUGAGCACGUCGGUCCGAUGUUCGAAGUGGUCUGGAUGCCACUACUUGCAAGUCUUUCUGGGCCCCUCCAGAGCUCUGAGGACAAAGACAUCGUCAAUGCUUGCUUGACAGCCUUCAGGCACGCCAUCCGCAUUGUCUGUCUCUUCGACUUGGAUCUACCCCGCAGUGCUUUCGUGCGCACUCUAGCAUGGUUCACCUCCCUCAGCAACUUGUCGGAAAUGAAGCCAAAACAUGUGUCAGGCAUCAAAAGCCUACUGGAAGUUGCUUUGUGCGAGGGAAACGGACUCAAAGAUUCGUGGAAGGAAGUUCUCACGUGUAUAAGCCAGCUCGAACGCUUGCAACUCAUUUGCGAAGGCGUCGAGCAAGACACGAUGCCUGAAGUGAGCCGUGUGUCUCAAGUUCGUCGGUCUACCGAUACACUACGAUCGCAAAGCUCAUUUCAAGCAAAUCGACCCCCGAAACGUCCGACAAAUAUCUCUCAAUUUGUCCUGCAAGAAGUAGCGGCGAGUGAUCUCAUGGUUGUGGUGGAUCGCAUCUUUGCCCAAAGUGCGAAUUUGAGCGGCGCAGCCAUUGUUCACUUUGUACGAGCUCUGAGCGCUGUAUCGUCGGAGGAAAUCUUAUCGUCUGCCUACACCGAGCAGCCGCGGAUGUACAGUCUUCAAAAGGUGGUCGAAGUGUCUUACUACAAUAUGCGGCGAAUCAGGUUCGAAUGGUCCAACAUCUGGCAAGUUCUUGGUGAACAUUUCAACGAGGCCGGGUGCAAUGCCAACCAGACGAUAUCAUUCUUCGCGGUCGACGCUCUGCGUCAACUCGCUUCACGUUUCCUCGAAAUUGAUGAGCUUCCUCAUUUCAAGUUUCAGAAGGACUUCCUCAGGCCUUUCGAGUUCAUCUUCGCGAGAAACCCAGCGUUAGAGGUCAAAGAAAUGAUCCUGCAAUGCAUCAACCAGAUGAUUCAAGCACGCGCUGACAACAUCAAGUCGGGCUGGCAAACCAUGUUCGGCGUCUUCACGUACGCCGCCUCGGAAAGUUCUGAGGCCAGUGUGAAUAUGGCUUUUGAGAAUGUGAAGAAUAUCUGCCGCGAAAAGCUGCCCGUCAUUCUUUCUCAAGGCAGUUUCCCAAGCCUUGUCUCUUGCUUGACGGUUUUUGCCAAAAACCGGCAGCAUCAACGUACCAGUUUGCAAGCACUCGAUUGCCUGCGAAACACGGAGCGAUCAUUGCUCAUUUCACCAGAUGCUCGCGCUGUCGGAGGGCUUGACUCAAAUACUGACGAGCGUCUAGUCCGGCAUUGGUUUCCCAUUCUCUAUGGGUUCCACGAUAUCCUGAUGACUGGUGAAGACAUGGAAGUCCGUUCGCGUGCCUUACAGUACCUGUUUGAAGCCCUCACAGAGCACGGAUUUUCCUUUACACCCGAAUUCUGGGACAUCAUCUGCAGACAGCUUCUCUUCCCAAUCUUCUUCGUUCUCAAACCCGAAAAGACUAAGUUGAAGGCCGAGGGUAACGAAGAUUUGUCAAUUUGGCUGUCGUCCACCAUGGUGGAAGCACUACGCAACCUGGUCCAACUGUACACGACUUUCUCCGCACAGCUUGAGCACAUGCUUGGUGGCUUCUUGGAUCUCUUGUCUUCAUGCAUCUGCCAAGAGAAUGACACACUCGCACGAAUAGGGAGUGCUUGCUUGCAGCAGCUCAUUAUUGAGAAUGCUGAACAUUUUACACCAAGUCAUUGGGCACGAAUAAGCAGCACUCUUGAGCAACUGUUCCGCACAACAACUGCUACACAGCUUUUCCAGCAAGGUCGCAAUGUUGCUGGUAUCAAGGAAAGGAAACCGGCCUUGUCAACAGUCAACAGCUCAGCAAGUCUCGAUGAUGCAAUAGACGGCACGCUUGGCGACGCAGCCUCAAUGAUGGAUGCAAUGACAGCGACAUCUGGCCGUGCAUCAUAUGAUCCAGAUCUUGUCGUCCCUGCUAGUAAGAAACGCGAAUUCAAAGCUCUGAUUGUCAAGUGCGUUCUGCAAUUAUUGUUGAUUGAAGCUGUAUCGGAGCUUCUUAAUAGGAACGAGAAGGUCUUCAGCGCGAUGCCCCGCCAACACGUCUUCGAGAUUCUGGAUCUGCUGCGAGAUAGCUGGCAAUUCGCGCGCAGCUUCAAUGCCGAUAGAGAAUUGCGCUUGUCACUUUGGAAAGCGGGUUUCAUGAAGCAGCUUCCUAACCUGCUACGUCAAGAAGUGGCAAGCGCAUCCGGCUACAUCAACAUACUACUGAAGCUUCUGAUGAGUGAUACUGUGGGGAAAGACGUGCAGGAGUCGCAAGUCGUGAUACAACGAUUCUUGGUGAUAUCCCGGCAACUCUUGGGCGACUUUGCCCGUUUGGACCUAGAUGCCCAUGCUAGGAAUGUCAAUGCAUGGCGGCCUUUGAUCUGUGAUCUAUUCAGAGGCUAUCAAAGCCUCCCAUCCGGGCUCUUCAGAAGGCACCUUGACAUUUUCUACAAUUAUGCGACAGAAAUCAUCGGCGGGUUACCGCUCGAAGGCGACUUGCAGGCUUGCAUGGAGGCUUUCUUGAAGCGCGUCGGCGAGGAUGUGCUGUUUGUCAAAGGGACUGCAGCAGGUGUGGAUGUUAAUCUGCGCAGCGAAGUCAAUGAGAAGUCGUAGAGCAGCCCACACAGAACUCAUCUGGUUGCACUCGGGUCUUCGGAGUAUUGAGCGUGAGAUAUUUCUGGAGGAGCAUCAGAUUACCCAGGUAGGCUUAUGUCAUGCGAAAUGUCAAUGAGCCAGCGGC